AUGGGGAACUCAGCCCCAAUCGCCUACGGAGGCUACGCCAUAGCCCUCGCUAUCCACGCCGCAUGCAAAACCGCCCCAGAUAGAUUCCACCUCUACUCCGCCAUGGGCCACUACCUGCGAGCAGUCAGCACAGAAGAAAACCUACUCUUCACGCCCAUCCAAUUGCGCAAAACGAAGAACUUUGUGACCUACCGCGUGGCAGUAGAGCAGCGAUUCCCCGACUCCGGUGAGUUACGGCUGUGUAUGGAGCUCCUGGCGGAUUUCCAUAAGGAUGAGCCGUCUGUUCUCGAGUAUUCGGCGCGACCUACGCGGAAGUAUAGUCAUUGGCGGGAUUGCGUGUCGUGGGAAGACCUCGUGGAGAAGGAUUGGGUGACGCCUGGCAGGAUUUCCAAAGCGCAGGCUAAGGUGUUCAAUACACUCUUUGGGCUAUCGCGAGAUAUCCUCGAAAACCGUCCGUGCCCGGAAGGCGUCACAUCUCAGAACUUGUUGGGAUUGGCCAAGAACGCUGAAACCACCCAGGACGAGCUGUCUCCGACAGCAAAAUCAUCUGGAGAUUGGAUCCGGGCGAAGCAUCCCUUGCAGACAGAGGGGGAACAGAUCGCCAGUCUGGGAUUCAUUAUGGAUGGCGCCUUGUCUUUCUUACCUCUGGCCCACAACCAUAUGUUCUUCCAUGAUGUGUCGGCAUGUUCGAGUCUGGAUUUUGCGCUACGGAUUUUCUCGCCGCAGCCCACAAUGGAAGAGUGGCAUUUGCGGGAGGUUGUUAGCCACCGUGCGGGACAUGGGCGUACUUAUAGUGAGAGCAAGCUGUGGGAUGAACGGGGGGAGUUGGUCGCUUCUAUGACGCAGCAGUGUAUUUUGCGGGUUCCUAAUAGGGCGAAGAUGUGA
Messenger RNA from Aspergillus chevalieri, 885 nucleotides. RefSeq names its product thioesterase family protein. Gene Ontology annotation, molecular function: fatty acyl-CoA hydrolase activity. The coding region runs from base 1 to 885 and encodes 294 amino acids. The record is from RefSeq and is a predicted model, not a curated record. The transcript has a single exon. Gene Ontology annotation, cellular component: peroxisomal matrix. Gene Ontology annotation, biological process: acyl-CoA metabolic process; fatty acid catabolic process. Lineage: Eukaryota; Fungi; Ascomycota; Eurotiomycetes; Eurotiales; Aspergillaceae.